AUGUCUCACGCAUCGACACAGACCUGUCCAUGCCACGCCGCGGGCCAAGAUCCCGCAGAAAUCACAACUCUGCACCAAGCAGCCUUUCACCAAGACAACCAACGACUAGAACAGCUUCUACAAGACGGCGCUGACGUAUCAGCUACACAGACGGCUCGUGACUUCACGCCACUUCACUAUGCCGUGCAGUUCGGCGACGAGAAAGCUGUGCAGAUGCUCAUUGAAGCUGGGUCCAACGUCUCUGCGGCAAGCUAUGAUGGCGUCACGCCGUUGCACAACACAUCAGCCGGUGGUGACGUGAAAAUCACUGAAGUGCUCCUAAAGGCGGGGGCCAAUGUUGACAGUCGCAAUAUCGAUGAAGAAACGCCUCUGCAUGUUGUGUCAUUGUUUGGGGAGACACAAAUCGCUAAGCUCCUCAUAGACACUGGGGCGGAUGUAUCGGCAAAGGAUUGCUACGGAAACACAGCUUUGCAUAUCGCUGCAGCCCAUGAGCACAUUGGAAUUGUCCAAAUGCUUCUUGAAGCUGACGCUGAUGUAAAUGCAGUGAAUAACAAUGGGGAUCCCGUGUUGCAUCAUGCAAUAAGCGACGGACCACAAUGCGUCAAAUUGCUAAUCGAUCGUGGGGCAAAUAUCCGCCUCAAAGGCGAAGGCGGUGACACACUCCUGCAUCGCGCAGCGCAGAGCUCACCUGAACUAGCGCGAGACUUACUCAAAGCUAGCAUGGACAUUGAAGCGGUAAACGACGAAGGAGCAUCACCUCUCCACGUUGCUGCAACGUAUGGGGAUAUUGCAUCAUUGAAGAUGCUGGUAGAGAGUGGAGCCGAUGUCAACACGGCCAACAAUGACGGCGAGACGGCUCUGCAUCUUGUGGCAGGGAACCCAUCCGCGCCAUAUCUCGGCAGCGGGCCUGAUUUAGAUGAGAAGACGAGAGUGUUGAUACAGGCGGGAGCGGAUAUCGAGGCGAAGGCAAAGUCUGGAAAGACACCUCUGGACUACGCAGUUGAUUCUGGCCGUGAAACUGUUGAGAAGGUACUACGUGAGAGGGCAGUGUAA
Molecule: messenger RNA, 1053 nt
Organism: Fusarium musae
Lineage: Eukaryota; Fungi; Ascomycota; Sordariomycetes; Hypocreales; Nectriaceae
Exons: 1
Coding region: 1-1053 (350 amino acids)
Cellular component (GO): cytoplasm; nucleus
Molecular function (GO): protein binding
Source: RefSeq, a predicted model, not a curated record